This is a messenger RNA of Strigops habroptila (Kakapo), 8126 nucleotides long. RefSeq names its product TSPO associated protein 1 (gene TSPOAP1). Gene Ontology annotation, biological process: neuromuscular synaptic transmission. The record is from RefSeq and is a predicted model, not a curated record. NCBI's taxonomy places the organism in Eukaryota, Metazoa, Chordata, Aves, Psittaciformes, Psittacidae. The transcript is spliced from 32 exons. Gene Ontology annotation, molecular function: protein binding. The coding region runs from base 421 to 6720 and encodes 2099 amino acids.
CGGUGCUGGGCCCGGCUUAAUAUUGAUGAGUCGGCGGCGUCUGCGCCGGGGGCUGCCCGAGGCCACGGUGAGGGGCUGGCAGCUCCCCCGGCCCCUCCGCUACGUCAUCCCGGUCAGGGCGGGCGGCGGGCAUGGGGCCGGGGGCGGCGGGGGGCUGAGGGCAGCGGGCAGCAGCCUUUGUACGGUGUACGGGGGGGGGGGAUCCGAGCCGGUGGAUCCAGCGGGGAUGGAGCCUCCCCCGGCGCAGGGAUGCUUCUGCUGCCGCCGCCGCUGCCGCCGCCUCCGUCCCCGCCGGGAGGGAGCGCGGCCCGGGCUGCUCCCGCCGCCGCUGCUCUGAUGCCUUCGCGUUUUCCCUGCCGGCUCCCGCAGCCACGGGGAGCUCUCGCCGCGACCGAGUGAGCCCAAAGCCCUGUCCUCGCCAUGCAGGACCCGGAGCGCGGGGAGCCCAGCGCUGACCCGGCCCCGGGCGAUGCCGUCCCCGCCAGCCCGGACCCGGGCACGAGUGAAAGCGUGAGGGGCGACAGCGACAGGGCGAGCUGCCGGCUGUUCCCGGGGCCCGAGGGGCCCGCAGACCCCCGGCCACAGGAAGAGUCCCCGGGGACCCUCCGCGGCCCUUCGCAGGACCCGCAGCGCGUUCGCGCCGCACCGGAGCUCGUUAGGCCGCUCCGAGCGAUGGACGGGCUCGGAGGCGACCGGACAGACAGACACCCCCAGAGCGGGGCUGACUACGGCUUCCUCGUGAGCCAGAACACGCAGCUGCUGAGCGCGCUGGAGGACCUGCGGCACCGCUGCUCCAGCCUGGCCGAGGAGAACAGCUUGCUGCGCAGGAGCUGCUUCCCCCAGACGGAGGAGAAGGUGAAGCACCUGAAGAGGAAGAAUGCGGAGCUGGCAGUGAUCGCCAAGCGCCUAGAGGAGAGAGCCCGCAAACUCCAGGAGGCAAACCUCAAAGUGGUAACUGCUCCAGUGCAUCUGAAGGGCUCUAGCCUGGAGCUGUGCAAAAAAGCAUUUGCCCGCCAGCGUGCCAAGGACCUGACAGAGCAGGCCAGUGCUCUCCUGGCAAAAGACAAGCAGAUUGAAGCUCUGCAGCAGGAGUGCCGGGAGCUUCAGGCUAAACUCUUCGCAGGGAAGAAUGACCCUCACUGCCUGAACGUCAUUGAGUUUGACCGGCUGCUGCAGGAGUCCCAGAGGGAGGUGUUGCGGCUGCAGAGACAGAUCGCGCUGAAGAAUUUCAAGGAGUGUCUGCGUUCCUCUCAAACCAGUUCAGGUGGUGUUUUGCCAAGUACUGCCACACGCUUGGGACUGCCCGAACCAGUGCUAAAUACCUGCAGCAAAGGUUCACCUCUACCCAAGGAGGCCCACCUGGGAGACCCAGUGCUAGGAGGGGACGCACCCAGGGAGGUGAGACAAGUGGAACCAAGUGUGCAACCGCUGGGACUUGCUUCUGAAGGGCAUGAAAAUUUCCCUCCCAGAAAUGCAAUAACAGACCAAGAGAGCAGCCAACAGAUACAGCAGCUGGAAUUUGAACUCAAGAAAAAGCGCAAAAAAUGUGAAAACCUUGAACAUGAAGUGAGGAAAAGGCAUAAAAGAUGCAAAGAACUGGAGAUCCAGCUGCAGGAGGUACAGAGUGAAAAUGCACGACUGGCUGAAGAGAACUUGCAGCUGAAUGAGAAGGCUGGAUGGGCAGGACAGGUUGAAGCUGAGAAUGCUGACCUGAAAUUGCAAGUGGUUUUGGUUACUAAGGAACGGGAUUCAGUAAUUCAGACAAAUCAAGGACUGCAAAGCAAGCUGGAGAAUCUAGAGCAGGUGCUGAAGCACAUGAGAAAUGUGGCUGAGCGGAGGCAGCAGCUGGAAGUCGAGCACAAGGAAGCGCUGCUAGUCCUGCAGGAGAAGCAAGAGGAGGUCAGGCGGUUGCAGCAGGCGCAGGCAGAGGCAAAAAGAGAACAUGAAGGAGCAGUACAGCUUCUAGAGGCCCGGGUGAAGGAUCUAGAAGAGCAAUGUCGCAGCCAGACAGAGCAGUUCAGCCUCCUGUCUCAGGAACUCAAACAAUUCCGGCUUCAAACAGGAAAAAUCGACCUGCUCACCUCGACCCUGGUGACUUCUGAGCUUCCUCUUGCUCUGUGCAGCUCUACGCCACAGCCCCACGGGGAGAAGGAAUCAACUGUUCCUGGAUUGCUCACUCACCAGAGCACAAAGAAAGUUCACAAUGAAGAGACUGAUGAGUUGGAGUCAGCACAUCAGACACCUGAUGCCACUGUUGGCUCCUCAGUUGCUGCUGCCAGUUCUCAGAAGCAAGCCAAGAAAGUGGAAUCUCAGUCAAACUCUUCAAAAUCGGAAUCCAUGCAGAACAGUCCGAAAUCCUGCCCAACUCCGGAGGUGGACACCGCAAGUGAAAUGGAAGAACUGGAUGUUGACAGCAUCUCUCUAAUGCCAGAGCCAGGCAGCCAAGGCCCUGCAAAGCUCCAAGUGUUCUUAGCUCGGUACAGCUACAAUCCUUUUGAUGGACCUAAUGAAAAUCCAGAGGCAGAGCUUCCGCUGACUGCUGGAGAAUAUAUUUACAUCUAUGGAGAAAUGGAUGAAGAUGGCUUCUUUGAAGGGGAGCUGAUGGAUGGCCGGCGAGGGCUGGUCCCCUCCAAUUUUGUUGAGCGAGUCUCAGAUGAUGACCUCGUGACGUUUCUGCCUUCGGAGCUGAACGAUCUCACCCAUAGUUCAUACCGGGAGAAAAGUUUUGUCAGUGCAAGCACCAGCAGUGGAGAUAAGAGUGAUUUCUCUGUUGAAGAGAGUAGCGUCAGCCCGUUGACCAGUAGAGCAGAAGGAGACCAGGAGGAACCUGUUAGUCAUACAGCAGUGCCUUACCCAAGAAAAUUGACUUUGAUCAAGCAGCUUGCCAGAAGCAUAGUUGUAGGCUGGGAACCACCACUUUUGCCAGCUGGCUGCCCAGACGUACAAAGCUACAACAUCUAUGUGGAUGAAGAGCUACGUCAAAAUGUGAAGAGUGGCUUUCAGACCAAAGCAGUGAUUGAAAAGCUGGAUUUAAAGACAAAGGCUUACCGUGUAUCUGUGCAGACUGUGACAGAGCAAGGCAGUUCUGAUAAACUGCGAUGCACUUUCUUUGUGGGGCAAGAUUUUUGUAUGGCACCAACUAUGCUGAAAGUCAGAAGCGUCACUGCCACGUCAGCAGAGCUCACGUGGCUUCCCUGCAACAGCAAUUACAACCACGCAGUCUAUCUCAAUGGGGAGGAAUGUGACAUAACAAAACCUGGGGUCUACUGGUACACCUUCCGCAGCCUGCAGCCCAGCACUCAGUAUGUUGCCAAGUUGGAGGCUCGGCCCUUGAAAGCACCUUGGGAGGAGGUCCCACAGGGGCAGGAGCAGAACUCAGCUGUGAUACACUUCACUACCCCGCUAGCAGGCACACCUGAUGCUCCUUUGGAUGUCCAGGUAGAAGCUGGUCCCUCACCAGGUAUCCUUGUUAUCAGCUGGUUACCUGUCACCAUUGAUGCUGAAGGAUCUUCCAAUGGAGUUCGAGUCACGGGUUACGCUGUGUAUGCGGAUGGACAGAAGGUGAUAGAAGUGACUUCUCCAACAGCUGGGAGCGUCCUGGUGGACUUGGCCCAGCUUCAGAUGUUCCAGGUGUGCCGGGAGGUGUCUGUGAGAACGAUGUCUCUGUAUGGGGAGUCGGUAGAUUCGGUUCCAGCCCAGAUUUCCCCGGUUUUGCUGCGAGCCUCUCACCACUCUUCACCUUCAGAUUCUGCUGUUUCUACCACUUUUACCUCUAGACUGCUCCGUGGAGAGCCCAGGGGCUCUCUGCCUUCACGCAACCCACCCACCCACCACACGGCUGCGCUCCUGCUUCGACAGAACAUUCCCUCUGAUACCUCAGAUGCCAAAUUGACUGAUGUCUCCUCCAGCCCCAAGGGCUCAGCGCCAUCUCUGCCAGAGAAAGCCUCUUCACCACCACACCUCUCCUCUCCCAGUGCUUCCUUGGAGCAGGUUUUAGGCACUUCCCCACAGGGAUCAGAUGCUGCCCGAGACAAGAAAUGCCUCACUGUGCCUCCUCAGCAAGCUGGCAGCACAGUGCUCCCCAGUGAGGGCACGGAGCCUGUCCCUUCAAGGGAAGCAGAAUUGCAAGGCCUGGGUGAAGGAACAGAAUUGCAAAUGGAGCAAUCUGUAACCAAAGCACCAGAGCUGGAAAGCCCGUCUGCCAGCAGUCUGAAGAUGCAUAUGGAGGCCUGCCAUACAUGCUCUGUGGAAGAGUCACCAGAAGGUGCCAGUGCUGAAAGAGGGAAAGAGACAAAGGAGAAACACUUGAGCCCAGAGCCUCUGCCCUCCCCCAGCCAGGCUGAGGGCACAGAGAGCACUUUCCGAGGAGACAUAAGCAAGGCUGGGAGCAGCUGCCAGGAAUUCCUGAGGCUGUCCCCAGGCAAAGAGGUGAUGAAAGAAAUGUCCAGAGUGGAGAGAGAGCAAGAAGAAAAACUAUCUGAAAUGGGAAGACGACCACUGACCCUUUUUGCUGAGCACAACCGUAGUUCUGACCUUUCAGAUAUUUUGGAAGAGGAGGAAGAAGAUGAACUGUCUUCAGAAGCUCUGGAAGAGAAGAAAUGGGACCAGAGAGAGCUAUGUUACGGGGAGAAUGGGGAAAAGAUGGAUCUUUAUGAUACUGACAGCGAUGAGGAGAUUCUGGAGAGGAUACUAGAGCUGCCGCUUCAGAAGAACCACAGCAAAAAAUUGUUUAGCAUCCCUGAAGUGACUGAGGAUGAGGAUGAAGAUGAGGAUGAGAAUUGUGUUACGGAGGAAAAGGCGGAUCCUCAAGACUCCCAGGAAACACUUACCUACCAUUCAGGAAGAACAGAGAAGACACUCAACAUCAAGGAGCCGUUUCUAGAGGCAGAUGGGAGUAACACCUCCCUGGCUCUGUCUGCUCAGACGCCGCAGGAGGAGCAUGGUGUUAAGGAGAGCAGAGGGGAUGCUGACCAUGCAAAUCCUGCCUCUGUCCAGAUGGCCUGGAGUCAGAAGAAACCCAACUGGAACUGUGGCUACCAGGAGAAUGAUCUGAAGUCUGGGACUGGGGCAAGUCCUGCUCGGAGCAAGAAGAAGGGAAGUAAUUAUCGAGAGAAGACCUGGAGUCGGCUUGAGAUGGGUAGGAAGAGACAGAAUGAUUUAACAGAACACUGCAGUCGUCUGCUGGGCAACUGCAGUCAGAUGGGAGGAGGGUUAUACAGAGCUCCCAGCCUCAGGGAAGAGCUGAACAUUGUGAGCAGUGCUGGUGAUAAAGAGGGGUUUGAUAUGUACAGUCGUGCCAGACUAGGCACCCUGCGAAAAAACCACACGAAAGCAGUGGUUCCAGGGUUUGCAGAACCUGCUGUGGUGGCAACACGCUGCUCCAACCCCAGGAGCCUGGAAAUAGACAUUGAAUAUGACUCUGAAGAUGAUGAGGAUUCGACCUGUGCUUCCCCCCCUCAGAGGAGGCUGUGGCCAGAAAGGUCCCAGAGCUGUCAGGGGGACUGGAGUGAUUGCUCCAGUCAAUCCGAGGUUGCCCACAUGGAUGGCAGAAGGGACCUGACCAGACUGGAGAUGGUGGAAGAGCAGGGGAUGGAGUGGGCUGGGUCUCCAAACCAGCGCUUGAGAUUCUUCUGCCAGGAGAAGGAAGCACUGAGAUGUGAGAGCAGUUCUGAGGAGCAGGGCUGGGAGCUGGACUGUAAGUCACCUGGCUGGAGAAGGAGGCUCGAACAUCCUUCGAAGGGGAUACGUAGCACCUCCUUGCACAAAAGGGCAGCCAGUAACAAAGAUCCUAGGGGUCAGGAGCUGCCUGGCACUGCCUGGCAGGCUCCCAGCAGGAGAGGGAACAGAAGCAUAAGAAGCAGCCAAAUGCAGAAGCCUGUGCUCUCCAGUGCAGGUCCUCCAAGGAGCACCGCUUCAGAAGCCUCUGUUAAGGAUGAUGGCAUUAGAAUAUUUGUGGCUCUCUUUGACUACGAUCCUGUUUCUAUGUCUCCUAACCCUGAUGCAGCAGAAGAGGAGCUCCCAUUUAAGGAGGGACAGAUCCUGAAAGUGUGUGGAGACAAGGAUGCUGAUGGCUUUUACAGGGGUGAAUGUGCAGGAAGGGAGGGCUACAUUCCAUGCAACAUGGUAUCAGAAGUCCAGGUGGAGAAUAAUGAGAUCAAGAAACAGCUCCUAAAGCAAGGGUUCCUGCCUGCUGACACACCGAUGGAAAGCAUAGGAAAUGGCACAUUUUCUCCACCUCCACGCCGCCAAAGCGUCCCUCCUCCAAAACCCAGACGCUCCAAGAAAGGAUCCUCAGAUGUUUGUCUCUGUACGACUGCUAGGAAGUGGAAAGAGAGCCCAACCCUAUGCUGCUGGCUGGAUAAACAGGAGAAGUACAAGUCUCAUCUAGGGCAGAAGCAUAAAGACUUUGAAGCUGAACUGCUUACUCCUCGUCGUAUGGUGGCUGUCUUUGACUAUAAUCCUAAGGAGAGCUCUCCAAAUGCAGAUGUAGAGGCUGAACUGACUUUCAGUGCUGGGGACAUUAUCACUGUGUUUGGGUCCAUGGAUGAUGAUGGAUUCUAUUAUGGAGAGCUGAACCAACAGAGAGGGCUUGUCCCAUCUAACUUCUUGGAAGCUGUACCUUUGGAUGGAGGCAUGGCUGAGGAGCUGCAUUCAAAAGAUAAAGAAGCUUUUCCAGUGAGUGCUGAGAGCCAGAGAAUGAGGAAGAGAAGAGUCCAGUGAUAGAUAUGAAUGAUACAUAGACAGAGAGAGAGCAACCAUUUAAAUCCAGAUGGGUCUGUUGAGCAGAAUGACUCCUCACCAACUCCUCCUACUCUACCACCCUCCUGCCUUGGCAUGGGCGAGCAGUGUCCAGAGCAGGCAUCACUGGCCGUUCUCAAAUGCAGUCAUGUACCUGGUCAGAGUAAAAAGAAGAGGGGCUUUUUCUUCAGAGGAAAAGAGCUCUUCAAAAAACUUGGGUCCAGUAAGAAAAAUUAGUAAGGGAUUUGUUGUUCUGUAAAGAUUGCCUGUGCAGUCCCCACAGAGACUGCCAAUUCAGGAAAAGCCCUCUGCAAUAAGCUCACUGGAGUGUUUUCACAGGGGAAAAGUGUAUAUUCGAUAGAGAAAACUCUUCAGUGGGUCUGCGAGCUGUGGGUUCUGCUGAGAGUGCGGCCAUGGGUGCCCACCCACUGAGGGCAGUGGCUCUGAACACAGCGUCAUAGCACUGGGGGGUGUGAGGCCUCAGCUCUAGGACACAGCUACCUCCACAGUAGAGUGUCCUGCCCCGGGCAGCCCUCAGUGCACCAGUUCCCUGUAAAUAUUUUCAUUUAAAAGUUAUAUUCUGGCUGUAAGUUUGCUGAAUGGCUUUUCCCAGCAAAGCCCCGGCCCCUGAAGAAGAGAUCCCUUGUCCUCCACACCCUGGUAUUUCUCUGGUCCAAAGGAGGUUGUGUCAACUCCUUCGCUUCCUGCAAAGAAAAUUUGCACUUCUCUGUUCCCAUGAAUCCCCUUUGCUGUCUCUGGGCUGAGGAGUGAGUUCUUUGUUCUGUCAACCUGUAAAUAUGCAGCUGUGCCUAGGAGCAUCCCACACCGCCUCAGUCCUGUUCGGCACCACUGUGCAGGGAGGAGCAAUACCCUGAACGGGUCCAUACUUCUGCCUGUGAGGUGGGCUACUGGAAGCUGCUCCUGUGGUUCACCUUGACCAGACACUGGCUGGGGACCCCGCCUUAUUUAGUUCUUUAUUAUUUCUCUCAUUUAUUUAUUUAUUUAUUUGGUUUGUUGGAUGGUGUCUGCCUGUUUCACAGUUUUCUUUGGCUGUUUCAAUGGGCUGCUCCCGAGUUGGAGCAUUUGGAAAGCAGAGCUGGGGAUGGAGAGUUUGCAGCUAUUUUCAUAGAGAUGAUGUGUUCCUUGAGUUCAGACACAUCCCUUUCUAAGCCACGGAGAGUUUUGUACUACAUGGUUUCUAUCCUUUUCAGUGUUUCUUUCUUUGCAUGUUUUGGUGGGGUACUUGUUUUGAGAAGGACAAUUCCCUGAGGUACGUGAAUGAUGCCAGCACAGUGUCCAGAGUGUUGGUGAUAUGGUAUGUUUUUAUUUAAUAUCAAAUUUUAUUAUAAUAAAGUCUAUUUUCACAAAAACACAUUUUCCUUAAAAAA